CCCCAUUCUCUCACCAUCUCAUUUUCUGUUAUAGAUAUAUAAGUUAUAUCAGUUCUGUAAGUGACGGAAAAUGGAGAAAAACAAAAUAAGUUCAUCGGAGAUCACCGCCGACGUUACCGGAGUUAAUAACGAUAAUAAUAAUAAUGUUAAUGAUAAGAUACUUCCGUCAAAUCUCAACGAUAACGAUGAAUUAAUAGAUCAAUUUGAUUUCAGUUCUGGUGAAUUAUUCAAUCCUAUUCAAGUAGCAGCUUCUUCGAUUUUCCCGCCAAAAUUCAUUUUACAAUCACAGCUGUCAUUUUCCUCACCUUCUGACUGUUCCUUCGAUGACGAUGCGUUUAGCGCCAACGCGAUUGCGACGGAGAAUAGAUUGAAUCAGGCGAGCUUCAUCCUUGAGUAUCAGCAGCUGUAUAAUAGCUACACGAUGUGUUUAACGAGUUUACAGGAUUCCGUCAGAGAAGUCGAGAUUCUCCGUGAACAGAACGAGGCGCUUCGGAUGGCUAACGGUGAGUUGAUGCAGCAAUUGAGUAUGUUUUCAAGGAAAAACGGCGCGUUUCGUUCGCAGAAUUUGAUUGGAGAUUUUAGUCGGUUAAGUAUUGGAUCUCCGUUUAAUAGUGAAAGUAAUAGUGUGGAGAAAGUUCCGAGCGUUAGUCCUACUAGUGUCAUUGAUUGGGCUCCGAAUAGCAUCUCGGUUCGUUCUAAAGGUUAUUUGAAACCGACUUCUUCUGCUCAACGUCCACGUCGUCAACAGCCUGCAACUGCUUCUUCAACUCAACCGCAUCGACUACACGUGGCUGUGGCUGGGGAGAAGAAAGCAGGGGGUGGCUUGGAGUUCGAGGUGUAUAAUCAAGGAAUGUCGAAAACUGAGCUGUGUAACAAAUGGAAGGAGACUGGAGCUUGUCCUUAUGGAGAUAAUUGUCAUUUUGCACAUGGAGCAAGUGAGCUGCGACCUGUGAUUCGCCAUCCUCGCUACAAAACUGAGGUGUGUCGUAUGGUUCUUUCUGGAGAUAUCUGUCCUUACGGUCAUCGUUGUCACUUUAGGCAUACGCUUACUGAUGAAGAGAUGCCAAGUGCUGUGAAUCCUCGCUGAUCGAUUGCUUGAAAUAAGCUGUUAAUUGAAAUGGUGAUGCAGUUUAUGUACAUUUGGGGAUCGAUCUUUUAAUUUCAUGGAAACUAAAAUAAGUAAAACACUUGUUUAGAGUAAUUAAGUAUAUAUAUCUUAGAACUCAAGGUUUAUUAAUUGUUGAUUAUACUAUUUUAAGCGAUUUCCUUGUCAUGAUUGUAGCGAUUUUUUAUGUACUGGUUUAU
Molecule: messenger RNA, 1305 nt
Organism: Erigeron canadensis
Lineage: Eukaryota; Viridiplantae; Streptophyta; Magnoliopsida; Asterales; Asteraceae
Product: zinc finger CCCH domain-containing protein 14-like
Exons: 3
Coding region: 71-1087 (338 amino acids)
Molecular function (GO): mRNA binding; metal ion binding
Source: RefSeq, a predicted model, not a curated record